Molecule: messenger RNA, 891 nt
Organism: Parastagonospora nodorum SN15
Lineage: Eukaryota; Fungi; Ascomycota; Dothideomycetes; Pleosporales; Phaeosphaeriaceae
Exons: 2
Coding region: 1-810 (269 amino acids)
Cellular component (GO): intracellular anatomical structure
Molecular function (GO): pyridoxal phosphate binding
Source: RefSeq, a predicted model, not a curated record
AUGGCCGAAGAAAUGCAGAUCAAUGCCCAACGCGCCAAACAGCUUACUGAGAACCUUACGAGUAUCACAUCUCGCAUAAAAGCCGCCAACAAGAGCAAUCGAAAUGUCCGCCUCAUAGCCGUCUCCAAACUCAAGCCCGCAAACGACAUCCUCGCGCUCCACCAACCGCCAAACCCCCUACACACCCACUUCGGCGAGAACUAUGUCCAAGAACUCCUCGAGAAAUCCAAGCUCCUCCCGCGCUCAAUCCGAUGGCACAUGAUCGGUGGCCUCCAAUCCAACAAAUGCAAGCAACUCGCCGAGCAAAUACCCAACCUCUGGUGUGUCAGCAGCGUCGACAGCGAGAAGAAAGCGAACGAGCUGGAGAAGGGGCGAAAAGCGCUGAUUGAGAAGGAUAACGCAGUAGAGAAAUUGCGAAUCAUGGUCCAGGUCAAUACGUCCGGCGAAGAAGCCAAGUCCGGCGUCGAGCCCGCAGACACCACGGCGCUGUGCAAACACGUCAUUGAAAAAUGUCCGCAUUUGGAGCUCAUCGGACUCAUGACGAUCGGCGCGAUUGCAAGGAGUAAGGAAACGACGCCCGAGACGGAGAACGAGGAUUUCGUGUGCUUGAAGGAUGUCAGGGAUAAGGUUGCGCAGGAGCUGGGAUGGGAGCAGGAUAAGCUGGAGCUGAGUAUGGGCAUGAGUGCGGAUUUCGAGGGCGCGAUUAAAAUGGGCAGUGAUGAGGUUAGGGUAGGGAGUCAGAUUUUCGGGGAGAGGCCGGUGAAGAAGGAUGCGGUUGUUAAGGAGGAGGUGGCGGAGGGGAAGAAUUAGGUGUGGUGCGGGUGAGGUGUGUGAAGGAGACAGGUAUACAGGACAUUCGAAUAGCUUGUAUGUGAUUCCUCUGUCCUUUUC